CUCUCUACCUACUCUAAUUUUUUAAAAACCGAAACGAAACAAAAUGGCAAUUCCUAUUACCGCCACGAGAUUUAUACUUGGAACAGUUAACCGAGGCAAAUACAAUUCAUGUUCGAAAAAUUUGUAUAAAGGAUUUAAUAUAUCAUUAAAUGAACGCAAAAGAACUAGAUCUAUAACUAUUUGCCAUUUCCAAUCUACACAACUGUCAAGGCCUGUCCAUUGUAAUAAAAGUAGUCAUCACCAUUUUCAACUAUGCUCAAGAUGGUUCUCCCUACACCAAACAAAAUCUGGAUCUUGGAAAUACACUAUCCCAUGCACCAGUCCUCACUUACCCAUGACAGUAAGGUGUAGACAGUUUUCUACACCACAAAAAGAUGAACCUAGUCUCAGUAUUCCAGAUAUAGAUCCAUAUAAAUUAGUAGGCCCUGAAAUUUCAUGUGUAGCUCAAGAUAUAAGAAAGCAACUUUCCCCAAAUGAACCUCAACUUAAAGCCAUGUCCCAUUAUUACUUUGACGGAAAGGGGAAAUUUUUUCGUCCUUUGGUAGCCCUUCUUAUGUCUAAAGCAUGCAACAAUACAAGUUGUGUAUCAGACAGUAUAUCGUCUAAACAAAAAAUAGUUGCCAUAGUUUCGGAAAUGAUUCAUACAGCCAGUCUUGUACAUGAUGAUGUCAUUGAUGCCUCAGACACACGGAGGGGGCUCUCAAGUUUAAACAAAAUGUAUGGUCAAAGAAAAUCAAUUCUUGUUGGUGAUUACAUCCUUUCUCAAGCUUCUAUAGCUCUAGCAAGAACAGAUAAUCCACGAGUUAUAACUAUUCUUUCCUCAGUAUUGGAGGACUUAGUUAGUGGUGAAUUUAUGCAGCUUGGUUCAAAAGAGGAUGAAAAUGAAAGAUUUUCUCAUUAUUUAAAGAAGACUUACAAGAAAACUGCCAGUCUUAUCGCUAACACAUGCAAAGCUGUUGCUGUUUUGGGAGAGUGUGAUGAACUGAUGUCUGAGUUGGCUUAUCAGUAUGGUAGAAAUCUGGGCAUUGCUUUUCAGCUUGUAGAUGAUCUAUUAGAUUUUAUCUCAAGUGAAUCCAUUAUGGGAAAACCAACGGCUGCUGAUUUAAAGCUCGGCUUAGCAACGGCACCUGUUUUAUUUGCUGCACAAGAGUUUCCUGAGUUACAUCCCAUGAUCAUGAGGAGGUUCUCUCAAGUUGGGGAUGUUGAGCAGGCUAGAGACUUUGUUGCUAAGAGUGAUGGUGUGGAACAGACCAAGUUGCUUGCUCUUCACCAUAGCCGUGAAGCUGUAAAUAUGUUAAAAGACUUUGCUCCAUCAGACGCCCAGAGAGCCCUUAUUAAGCUUGCCCAAAUUCUGCUGGACAGAAAAAGUUAAUGAUAAAAAUCUCUAGGAUAUAUUUUAGUAGCUAUUAGCUUAAUCUUUUUAAAUUUAUUCUAUUUCAUUUGAAAGUUUGUGUAAAUUUUGAUUUAAAAACAGAGGUAACUAAGGUGUACAUGUGACAUUCAUUUCAACAUCAAAAUAUUGCACUAUUUAUAUUGACAUAAUUAAAUAGUUUCUUUUAUAUAUAUACAAUGCAACUUAGUUGUUCUGGUUUUAUUUAUUUUAUCAAUUUUUAAAAACCUUAGAAUACUCUUCCUAUAUUAUGAGAUUAGUCAUCGAUUUUGUAGAUUGAUCUUCUACAAGCAUUUGGACUUCAUUUAUAGGGUGAAAGGUCAUGUUAAAUGAUGUGACACAAUAUGUAAAGUAUGGCUGUGAUGUUCAACUAUUGUUAGAUUUGUCUAAUACACGGGUGACUUGAUUGGAUUAACUGUUAGCUGUAAGAGAAAUGGACACUAACCAUGCGAUUUUAUAGAUGUUAAUAAAAAACAAAAGAAC
Physella acuta is the source of this 1873-nucleotide messenger RNA. RefSeq names its product all trans-polyprenyl-diphosphate synthase PDSS1. Lineage: Eukaryota; Metazoa; Mollusca; Gastropoda; Physidae. Gene Ontology annotation, molecular function: prenyltransferase activity. Gene Ontology annotation, biological process: isoprenoid biosynthetic process; ubiquinone biosynthetic process. The record is from RefSeq and is a predicted model, not a curated record. Gene Ontology annotation, cellular component: mitochondrion; transferase complex.